Antechinus flavipes (yellow-footed antechinus) is the source of this 857-nucleotide messenger RNA. Its product is annotated as sesquipedalian-1-like. Gene Ontology annotation, cellular component: early endosome; recycling endosome; trans-Golgi network. The transcript has 2 exons. NCBI's taxonomy places the organism in Eukaryota, Metazoa, Chordata, Mammalia, Dasyuromorphia, Dasyuridae. Gene Ontology annotation, biological process: retrograde transport, endosome to Golgi; endosome organization; receptor recycling. The coding region runs from base 134 to 712 and encodes 192 amino acids. The record is from RefSeq and is a predicted model, not a curated record.
GAGGAUUUCCUGGUUUCUGGGGUGGGGUGUGAACCACCAAGAGAUAGGGAAACGACCGCCCCGCCCCUGCACCUGUUCCCACCGUCCCAGCCUGGAGGGACCCUCCAGCCCCCUGCUCUCAGGUUUAGCUACCAUGAAACUGCACCGAAAACCUGUGCUCAGCUACUUUCGGGGAACGGGGGGCCGGGCCCCAGAUCAGGAAGGAAUUUUGCUGAAGAAGGGGACCCGCAAUCCCAGCUACCAACGCCGCUGGUUUAUCCUCCGUGGAAAUCUCCUCUAUUAUCUGGAGCACCAAGGGGAUCGGAGCCCCCUGGGCCUCAUCUUGUUGGACAACUGCCGGGUGGAGCCCCGAGCCAGUACCAGUGGGCUCUAUGCUUUUACCAUCCUGGCCUCCGCAGAAGGUGGUAGGUGCUACAAACUGGCAGCGGAGACCAAGAAGGAUUUCGAUAAUUGGCUUCAAGCCUUGGUUUGGGCAGGAUGGAGCCAGCUGUGGGAGCUCCUGCAGCCCUUACAGGAGCAGUACCAAAGAGUGUGCCAAGAGGCUGGAGUGGAGCCCCGGUCCCCACCGCAGGAAGAGAUAGUUCUGAGCCUCCCCUGCUCUCCAGCCCCCUCUGGCUUCCCGGAGUUGCACCAACGCUUUGGGGAAGAGAUUCAGGCACUUGCCAGGUCCAGGGCUGCCAGGAGGCAAGUGGACCUCACAGAAUUUGGGUGAAGGAGGAACCAGAAUCCUGGAGAGGAUGAUAUGGCAGGUCUAGAGUUCUCUUAAGGGACAUCUGGGACUGACAGUUGUUUUGGGACAAAAUAAAAGGGGGUUCACACAGCCUGGAAACACACUUCAAUAAAAGUCCCAAAGCUAA